Messenger RNA from Phyllopteryx taeniolatus (common seadragon), 11086 nucleotides. RefSeq names its product BAH and coiled-coil domain-containing protein 1. The record is from RefSeq and is a predicted model, not a curated record. Gene Ontology annotation, molecular function: chromatin binding. The transcript is spliced from 28 exons. The coding region runs from base 915 to 9353 and encodes 2812 amino acids. Lineage: Eukaryota; Metazoa; Chordata; Actinopteri; Syngnathiformes; Syngnathidae.
UCUCUGACAGGGCGCAUCAGAUGGAGAGGAGCCAGAGCUCUGUUUUCUCUUGCGCAUAUCACUCCCAGACUCGAUCAUAAUAAGGGCAAAUGGGGACAGAACUGAGAGGAAGGGAGCAAAGUGUGGACUUCCAACUGAGUCCCAAAUGUCCAGCUCGUGACCUAAAAGGGGGAGUCCCACUGAUGGAUCCGUGAGGGAAGGAAAUUCAAAGGACCAGAAAGGACAGGACAUUCCAGUGAACUCCGGUUGAUGGUAUAACGCCAACGCUAGGAUGCUGAUUUACGACUGGGGGUAUGGGAUUUGCAGGUUGGACUCCCCAUAAAACAAGACGUUCAUUAUCCUCGCAGGCCUCGGGAAAACUGAUGGACAAACAAGAUGAGCACAAGCCGGAUGACGAGAAAGUCAUCAAAAUAUUAACGGAACAAGGCCACUUUGAAGAAACUACUUGGUGGCACCUCAGGAAAGAGAUCAAAGUGAUGAGGAAGUAAAGGAAGAUGAGUUGAACAGCAGGAGGGAUCACGAAAUGAGUGAGGAAAGAGGGGAUGAAAGUGAAAAGAGGAAAGAUGGUGCAAAAACCUGCCGAUGAAUCGAGAUGUUGGUAGAUCCUUGUGGUGCCGGUAGUGGUCUCCGCGGUCGUAUUCUUCUCCAGCAAGCCAAUGACUGCAGUGGGGUUGAUUGUGCGUUUAUCUCACUCUUGACAAAGCAAGCUGACUACCGGGAUUGACGGAACACACGAGACUGUGGCGCCAUUCACCCACACCACCGCUCUUGCUUUGCAAAAGCAGAUCCAUCUACCAGAGAGGGAGGCCAGGCCACCCAGAACGGCGUCGUCAAAGAGCCGCUUUGAUGUGGCGUCAGCAUAUACUGUAUGUGGUGCAAGGGAGCGAUCACUGCAAAAAUAACGCAGCGGAUUGAUGGGAAAUUCCUCCGCCUCCUUCAUGGGGACCUUUCUGGCCAGCAGUCUGGGCUCGCCCCCUUCCCACCCGUCUCACCAUUCCCGGCCGCCCUCCUCGCCUUCCUCGCCCUCCUUCCGGGGCGGACCCCAUUCCGGCGCAUCGCAAAUCUGGUUCUCCCAUUCGCAUGAAGCCGCCGCGGGGUAUCCUCGAUUCUCAGGGAGUCUGGCCCACACUUUUCUUCCCAUGAGCCACUUGGAUCACCAUGCCAACGGCGGAGUUCUCUAUGGUCAACACCGUUUCUAUGACACCCAAAAAGAGAACUUCUACAUUCGAAGUCUACCAUCACAGCCACCGCUCAUCUCAACUAAUCACAGUCUGACACCAUUGUCCAGGGCAGGCCCAGGACUCUCCCAGGGGCCUUGCAGCAGAGAAAGAGAUCCAGGCGGUGGAACAAGUCUGCUUAAGAGUCUUAAAGAGGGAACUAUGGAGAGAGGAGUGGGACCUGUCAAAGACAAGGAGCGCUCUAAUAGCAAACAGGAGGCAAAGGAAAGACAACAGCAACAGCAGCAGCAGCAGCAGCAUCACAGCCACCAGUCUGCCCUGCCCACACACCAUCAUCACCACCAUUCCCACUCCCAUCAACAGCACCCGCACUAUCCCCAACAUCCACUGCCCCUGGAGGAGGUCAACAGCCGAGCCCUGGAGAGGCACAAGGCUUCACUCCCAAUGGAGUACAGCAAGGAUCCACAAAUUAUGGGCAAGCCUUUGAGUGCUUGCUUGCACAACGGCAAGAUACAAAAUGGAGAGACAGGAAAUGCGGCCGGGCCUAAGACGUCUAUGCCCAGUUGCGGAGGGGAGGGCACACCUCUGGGAACUAUUGGAGGCGGAGGGAACAGUCAUGGCAGACAUAUGGGAUCUAGUGGAAAUAGCCGCUGCACCAAAGAGGGGAUAAGUGGGGAGAUGCGGAUUAGUGAACAACCAUCAGACUGCCUAGAAAGGGGUCAGGCACCACUCCACCACUCUUUGUCUUACUCUGUACCCCCACCCUUACAAUUGGGUUCUACUGGAGCGGCACACCCCCAUCCACACCCGCACACUCACCCCCAUACACAUGCGCACCCUGGAGGCUUCCACUGCCUUCAGCUUCACCCAAGCCACCCGCACCAUCCGCAUCCUUCCCACCAUGCUCACCACCACCCAGAAUUCUUCUGUCCACCGCCUCCUGCCCCACUAGGUAACCCUGCCUCACAUGACAGGGGACAAGCAAAUGCAGGGCGUGAACCUAAAGUCACAGCGCCUACAUUUGUGCCAUCUGUGGCAGACACAGGGGAAAAACAUGGUGGGCCAUUCCAGCUUAGUAACCCCGAUUGCCAGAUUGUUGGCAGUGGAGGUGGAAAUACCAAGGACAAAAAUGUGGACAAAAAUGGAGGUGGUGGACAUCACAGUAAUUGGCAUAGAAAACAACAACAGCAACAACAAGAGCAGCAACAGCAUGCGUACAGAAAGACUGAGAAGGCUCCAGACUGGAUGCAGUCCCACCACCAUCAUCUCCAAGCCGCCCAGCUUCCUCCUCCAAUUCAACAACCGCAGAAGCAGCACCAGGCUGUACGCUCACGCAGUGUUGAGUGCGUAAACAAUGCUGUUGACAUGGACAUGUUCAGAUCCUCAUUGCCCCAGGGACCCAAGACUGGACACUCUGUCCCCCAUUCUGUCAACACUUCUCCUUACAGAGACUGUUCCCAUCCAGGACCCCCACCGAAUUCCUCCCCACUUGGAAACAAAAACAUGAGUCAGCAUAGUGGUCCGGGUGGUAGCUGCUCCUUACAGAGAGAUGGCCAAAAAGUAGCCAGGAUUCGCCACCAGCAGCAUGGACGACCUGGCCCAGAUGCUCCUUCUCCGGGUGACCUAAACCACGGAACGGUGCAGGAGAUGAAGCGAAAAAUUGACAUGUCCGCUUACAGUUACAGCAGCAACAGUGGGCAGCAGCACCACCAGCAGCCCCCUGUGCCGCAAUGGGCCAUGAGACCCCCUCAGCACAUGCCACACAAUGAGGAGGAACAGAGAAAGUCCUACAUGGAGUUAGGAAGCAGUACUAUGCAACAUUCACAGCAACAGCAGCAGAGAAUGAAUCUGCCUCCUCAGCCAACACCUGCACCUCCAGUCGGUCAGCAACAGCAGCAACCACAGCAACAACCUGAGCCCCAAGGCUCAACUCGGGCAGAGAGCAGUGCCAUGAAAAGCUUACUUAAGUACAGCAACCAGCAACAGCCACAGCUCCUCUCGCAGAAAACCCCAUUUGGUGGUCUUGGGAGCCUAAAAUCAGGCCCUGCUGGAGGAAGCUGCGCCCUUCAGAUAAACAAACAGAGUCUACCGUCGAGAAAAGGCCCGAUCAAUGACAGCGAGCGUCCUGAUUACAGUGGACGACACCGGGAUAUCGGGGAAGCGGGCCACGGGGAAGGCGAGGUGCGGCAGCCGCCGGUUGGGAUUGCGGUGGCCGUGGCAAGACAAAGGGAGCCGUCGUGUCGUUCAUCAGACGGUCAUUCCACCAGCAGACAUGGCAGGGUUCAUCCCACCGUGAAAGGACCACCCCACACCAUGUAUCCCUCAGAUCCAAGUACUGAGCAGGAGAGGAAAAUGAUGAGCGGGGAACAGAUAGGUCUGACGUGUUUGGACAGGGAUCGAGACGCAUAUAUCAGAGAUAAUAAGGAGAGGGUGGAGUUCUCAAGGAUCCAUCCCUCCAACAGCUGUCACGGGGACCUUACUUCUCAUCUCAUGGUCCCAGGCGGGACUUCCCUCCAAUCUGGCCAAUUAGCAGACCCUGCUGCGCAUUCUGCUCACCACCAUUGGAUGCCAAGAACUGGAAGCCCAUCCCUUUGGAUGACCGGACACUCUUAUGCAGGUAUAGGCCAUACAGCCCUGCACCAGAAUCUUCCCCCUGGUUUCUCCGCAGCCAUGCCAGGCGCUCUCCAACCGGUCCUUCCUCUGCCUCAGGAUCCCUCUGCCCAGUUGGUGGUCCUUCCCACGGACGCCCCUGCGCAUCCUGCACCCCACCACCUUGAUGUGAUGGAACAGCCAGGGCUUUGGCCCCCAGUGUACACCGCCCGGGGCCCAGCCUCCCACAUGCAGCAUCCCACCGUGUACUCUCGAUCCCAGUUUCUACGGCAACAGGAGCUUUACGCUCUCCAGCAGCAUCAACAGCUUCAGCAUCAGCACCAAAGCCACCAGUCGCAGCAAAUGCAUGCACAGCCUCAUCAGCCCCAGCAGCAGCAGCAGCAACAACAGCAACAGCACAAACCUGUGCAUAGCAUGGAUAUGCAACAACAAGCCCCUCACAAUGCACAGAUGCAGAAGAGGGCAGAUGAACCCUCUGUUGACCUGGAGGAACUUAUCCCCAAACCGAGGACAUCGAAACCAUCCAAGCCCUACUCCUACAACCCCCCUCAAAGGAACACCUCCCCCCCUGGAGCCUGCACUGCCCUCUUGUCCCCUUGUUGCCAGUCCCCUUCAAUGCGCCCACAUCCCAAAAGCACUCCCUCAACACCUUGCCCCGCUCCCAGCCCCGCUGUUACGGCCCCCCGCUCUCCUACCAUUAGUCCAGCCUCGUCCCAGAUGCCCAAAGGGGCCGACCCCCAAGAUAAGCGAGGGGAAGGCCAGGCCCCGCAAGAUUACCCAGAAUCUUUGGAGCCUGACCUGCCUCCGGGAUACACCUAUUCUGCUGUCACGAUUGGCUACAGGAGCGGGCCUUCUCCUCGGGAUAUCCAGCUUGCGGAGCCAGCCGACCUGGAGGCGAUCCAAUCUGAGCCCUCCGAGCAUGCCCCGCAGUCCCUCUCCGGCCUAGGGGAAGGCCUGGACUGCCAAGUGGUGGUCAGGCCUCUCCCGGAGCCAAAUGCACCCAAGGAAGUAGAGCAGAGAGAUGAGAGGAGCAUCAUCGAGGGAGUCCUGGACCAGAGGGAGGAGGUGGAGCCAGCAGUGGUGACAGUAGCCAACUAUGUAUCAGGGGAGAAUGAGGUGGAGGAGCAGGGGGCCGCCGAGGAAGAGGUGCUUGUCUGCCCCCCUGCUGACAGCCCGGUGUGCGAGGCUGCUUCCUGUCCAGUGCCCCUUUGCACGGAGGAACCUGAAAGGUCAGAGACUAUCAUCACCUUGGAAGAUGACGACAAGCCUAUGGAUGAGGAGAGCCAGGUGGAGCAUGUUAUGUCAGAAGAGCAGAAGCCAGUACUGGGCACCAUCGUAGAGCUCAACCCUACAACCCCGGCAGCCCUUGAGGAGCAGUCUGGAUCCACGGAAGAAGUAAAGGACAGCAUGCAGCAGCAGCAGCAGGGGAAUAAAAUGGCCGCUGACAACGCCUCGAUGGAUAUGGUUUGUCUUUCCCCUGCCGCAGCGUCUGUCCCGAACCCAAGACAGGCGACUGCUGCUGAAUCCCCAAAACCUCUUGUGCCCUGCUACUGGAGCCUUGAGCUGCUCAUUGCUGCAGCUUUCUGCACAGACAUACCCCCAUUUCCCAUGCUUCCUUUUAACACGCCAUCAGUCGGCCAAUCACAGCCCAAGCCCUGCCAGGGUAUGGAGCUUCUCAGUGAAGUGGCUGAGCUAGAGUUACAACAGAAAAGGCACAGCAAUGGGGAAAGCAAAGAGGAGGAGUUGCUGAUGUUUGACCUUCACAGCCUCGCAACUCUGGCGACAGCCCGAUCACUGGAGACGAGUUCACAGGAAGGCAACAGUGCGUGUUCGGGUCGACAAUUCCCAGCCCGCAAGACCGUCAACUUACGUCGAAAAUGCAGCUGGACACCGCGCAACGAACCAGUGUGCCAAGCUAAAGGCAGCAUGGAAACGAUGGACGGUCCUGAGCUUGAAAUGCGUGUCAAGUUGGCCGAGCUUCAGCGUCACUACAAAGAGAAGCAGAGGGAGCUGGCUAAGCUACAGAGGAAACACGAUCAUCAAAAAGAAGAAACGCCACGUAGCCCAGCACGAAGAGGACCGGGACGACCCAGGAAGAAGAAGCCCAUCCUCACCACAAGCUCGGUGUCGUCUGAGGGCCAAAGAAAAGUCAAGCCGAUGCUGGCAGGGCAUUCCCUGAUGCCUGAGGAGCUAGGAGGGGGAGGAGACAGCCAGAGAAGGAAGAAGAGGCUGUCCAGUCGAGGCUUUGAGCAAGUCGGCAGCACACAGAUAAAAGCGCAAGGUUGCAGAAAAGGUGGUCCUCAAAGUGUACUGGGUUCUAAGUUGGCUGCCGAUGUGGCGCAGCUCAAACAGAAGAGCCAGAGUAAAAAGACUCUCGCAGGGAUGCACUACAGGGACAAGGAGGUUUCACCGUGCAACUCCAAGCAUGGCCACAGAAGCCAGGGCAACAGGCGAGAGUCUGGGGGACACAGCGACACAGCAGCAAGUGUGGACAGUGGUCCUCAGGAGAACUGGUCUGGAGAUGUACACUGUGGAUCUAAAAAAGGGACGCCUGAUUCCGCUCAUCACAAAAAGACCGGAGCGAGGGGUAACCGUGGACAGAGGCGGGAGUCGUUGGGAGAAAGUUCUAAUCCUGAGAGUGACUCCUCAGAACAAGGAGAGGAAGAGGAGGAAGGAAGUAAUGAUAGUGACGAAGUUCAAGACAUAAGACCCCAACCAGCAAGAGAUGUGACGUCCAGCUCUCCUGUGACAGGUCCGAGUCCUUCGUCCAUUGUAAAACUAGAGGCCAAUCAGAAAGCGAGGAACAAAAAACAGAGACAGGAGCUUUAUGGCUCCCAUACGCUUUCUGGGACAGACGGGGAGGUCAAAGUACGAAAAAAGAACCCCUGUAGGUUGAGCCUGGCCAGUGCAGUCAAAAGCCGCCAUGAGGACCACAACACAGAGCGUGUUAGGAGACCAUGCGCACCCAGGUCCAAGGAGCCUCGGUGGGGAAGCCACGGCAACAGAGGCAACCGUUUCCGUCGUAGCAUGGGGCUGCCUACCUUUCCAACAACGAGUGAGAGGUUAAAGAGGGCUACACGCAAAAGCACCAUGUUGAGAGGAACAAUUAACAAGCGGAGAAAUUGCUGGGCCCCGGUGUCCAAAAGCGAGGACGGCAGCAGAGGCAGAAGAGCCGAGGAGCAACAGACAAAAGGUCGAGCAGUUAGUCGGCUCCUAGAAAGCUUUGCGGCUGAUGAGGGCUUUCAGAUGGAUGGCAGCAGCUUCUCGGAAGAGGAGGCGGAUGACAACAGUGAUUCAUGUAACAAAACCCCUGAAGUUCCUAAUUGUGUCUUGACCAAAGAACGGUUAACGGACGGACUGAAGAUACUGGUCUCAAAGGAAGAUGAGCUUCUGUAUGCUGCCAGGAUCCACACCAUGGAUUUGCCAGAUAUAUUUAGUAUUACAAUUGAUGGGGAAAGAGGAAACCGCGCAAAGAUCUAUUCAUUGGAGCAACUUCUUCGGGAAGCUGUCCUCGAUGUACGCCCAGAUUCAGAGGCUAUGUUGAGUGAUGGAACCAGGGUGUGUGCUUAUUGGAGUGAACGCUCACGCUGUUUGUACCCAGGUUAUGUUCACAGAGGGAUUUCAACCGAUGAGGCGAAGCCAGGAGUAAUGGUAGAGUUUGACGACGGAGAUCGAGGGAAGAUUUCUGUACCAAACAUCCGCCUUCUGCCGCCGGGAUAUCAAAUUCACUGUGAGGAGACAUCUCCUGCUGUGUUUGUACCCAGUGGGAGUCAGGUCAAGAAAAGCCCCAGUUUCAAUCAUGCACCCAGAGACAGAUUCAACACUGUCAGUACGGUCAAAAACAACCAACCGCUAACUUUCCAAAAAAGAAGACCAGGGAGACCAAAGGGAUCUGGGAAAAAGCAAAAGCAACAACAGCUGGCCGAAAAUGCCAAUAAAAAGUCCUCUCUUUUUGUGGCAUGGCCUUCAUUGUCCGGAACCAGGAAGAGGACUUCCCACAAUCUAUUUCAGCUCAAUGGGACACCAAGAAAAGCCUUGAGAUUGAGGGAAGAUGACUCAUUUGCCUUGAAUCAGAUCCAACCGCCUGUCUCCACCCAAUCCAAAGGGCUCUUCAGCAGUAGCUCCUUUGAGGUGGACUCCUUCAGUAGCAUUGCAAAUGGAUACUCCUCCUUCUGCAACAAGUCCACAGGAUCACGUCCAGAUUCAUCUGUUGGUCCUAAAAGUGGUCUUUAUGGACAGAGACACAGACAAGAUGAGUUGGUAGUACCGAGGGGAAAGAAGUCAGGACAAGAAUUUCUGGUCAAGUUAGAUCAUGAAGGAGUAACUUCCCCAAAGACCAAGAACAGCAAGGCUCUAUUGCUGCGAGGUGUCUCUUCUGGUGUGAGCGGAAUGCCUAAGACGGAGGCUUAUUCACAUCCGGUCCUUCUGGUUAAAGACAACAAAAAGGGUGAUAACUCUAGGGUUGAACUUCUCCUGAAAGGAACCACACCCCAAAGAAAGCAUUCCCCUUCAUUGCAUCUAGGAGAAUAUGGAGACUUGGGCUUCAGUUCGCACCGAGAGUGUCAUAGCUCCUACUCUGAUAUGGAUGAUGAAGAGGAAGAAGAGCAGGAGAGGAAAAGGACUGCACUUGCAUUGGCUUCGCAGGGUUUAAGGACAGCUGGCCAUUUCCUCUCUCAUAUGUCAGUUUCAUCCUCUUCUUCUGGUUCAUCCAGUUCCUCUUCAUCAGGCUCAAUAUCUAGCUCCAGUCUUUGUUCCUCUGACAAUGACUCCUCCUACAGCUCAGAGGAUGAGGAAAGUUCGACACUAAUGCUACAGAACUGCCUGUCCUCUCACCGGGGACUCCUACAACCCAAUGAACCCUCCACUUCCUCACGGCAACAUUCAUUUGUGGCUAAAGCGUUGGCUGUUUCCAAUACCAAAGGAUCGCCUGAUGAACACGUCUCCAACAGUAAAUCUCUUAAGAGGAAAGAGUGCAACAGUUCAAUCUCCAAGUCAUCUCGAGAAUUUGUGAAGAAACCGAGAAUGCAACCAGAUGACAUUUCAUGUAUUCCAAGGCCCAAGAUGUCCACAUUCCUUGCGGGACGCCAGAUGUGGAGGUGGUCUGGCAGCCCUACACAGAGGCGAGGCCUAAAAGGCAAGGCCAAGAAGCUUUUCUACAAGGCCAUCGUGAGAGGAAAGGAGGCAGUAAAAGUGGGAGACUGUGCCGUGUUCCUCUCAGCCGGACGCCCUAAUCUACCAUACAUUGGUAAAAUCGAGAACUUCUGGGAGUCUUGGACCUCUAGCAUGGUAGUCAAAGUUAAGUGGUUCUACCACCCUGAAGAGACCAAGCAAGGAAAGAGGCAGCGAGAUGGCAAGCACGCCCUGUACCAGUCAUGUCAUGAGGACGAAAAUGAUGUCCAGACAAUCUCGCACAAGUGCCAGGUUGUGAGUCGGGAGGAAUAUGAGAGUCUGACACGCAAUCAGAAGCCGAACAGUACCUCUCCAGAUGUGUAUUACCUGGCUGGGACAUAUGACCCUACCACUGGUCAGCUGGUCACUGCUGAAGGGGUUUCGAUCUUGUGCUGAACCUUUAUAAGGAAACUACUGAAGAAUUCCUUUGCCGGAAAUAUUAAAGUCCAUUACAUAGAAGACUCUCCUAGCCUUGUAAAGUGACAUGUGUUGCUUGGUUUAGGGCUGGCUGUCCGAGAUUACACACUGGAAACUAUUGGCAUCUAACCUUCAUGGAAGAGAAGUUGACUUCUAUUACUUGGUCCUUUGAAGAAGAAUGGCUGAACUCUGGGUCUUCCUGUGCAUCAUAGCCAUCAAUAACUGGUGUUACAUUGGUCUAACAGUCCUGUAGACCCAGCUUCUGUCAUUUGCCACCAAAACAGAGCUGGGCCCAGUACCACAAGGCAAUGGUCUCUAAGGACCAAUUCGAUUAAGGUAGCCUUACCUGAACGAAGAAGUGAAAGCGAGACUUGGGACUCUCCCAAAGCCUCCUCAUUCCAGGGAAGUUGAAAAUGUAUAAAGUUGAUGUCUGUAAAUAUUUUGAAAUUGAUCCAAAUCAAGCCAUACACUUCAGUACCUCUCACCUGUCUUCACUGUUCAGGUGUACAGAUUGUCCAGAUGGAUUAUUGUAUUGUUGUCUGUUGUAUAUACAAUAUGUACAUAAAAGCUAUUUUAUACAGGAUUAUAUUGUAUAUAUGAGAUCGUAUCUUUCCAUGUUUGCAAUUGAUUUAUUUUUAUAUGUGUAUAGAUUAUUGUUGUUGUUUUUCUUUUUGUUUCUUUCCUUCGCUUUGGGAACUCAUGAUUGAAGAUAUUAGUGUUGCACUAAGUAUGUAUGCCCUGCUGAGACAGAAACAAGACAGAUCACAGAAAGAGAGAAGGAUUUGGUGUAUAACAGGGCAAGACUCGCUCUCUGAGAGAUUUUGAGUCAUCCUGUUUUAAAAAGGUCAAGUGGCUUUUUUUGGUAAAUGUUCUGUUAUUAUUUUUUUUUACCUAUUGUUUUUUAUUUAUGUACUUCUUAAAGUCCUAGCGGACUGCGAUCAUUCAUACUGCUUUAAGAUAUGAAUGGCAGCUGUGUCAUCACUAAUCAUGUCCAUACAAAUUAAUUUAGAACAAGACUGGGCCUUUUAAUGAGAUAAUGUGCUACAUCCUAAAUACAUACCAAAGUGGCUUUAGUAUCUUUAUUUCAAUUUAACACAUGUAAAGCACCUGUAUUGAAUUUGAAUCAGAAAUCACUGAUAACGUCUACAAUACUCCUCCACUGUGUGUAUUGGCUCUGCAUUGGGACAAUGGCUUCUUGCACAUGUACCUGCAGUUUUGUCUAGUGCAAAAACAUCAAAAAAGCCUACCAGGGAGCGUGAUCAUGAAUGUCCAGGUACUGACAAAAUAUGACAUUGACCAUUCAGAAAUGUCAAUUCAGUUUGAAUAUCCUGUAUCUAUUUUGUACAGUACAUGCACAUACUCGAUACUAACUGUGAAGGACAAUCAGAUUCACAAAGCAAUGGACAAAGUUCAUUCAAUCUGAAAAUUAAGUUUAUUUGAUUUGUGCCAAGUACCUUUUGUCUACUUUGGUCUUGUUUUAUAUCCUGACUCUUGUAUUCACAAAGGUUUAUUUUGUUUGCCAACACUAUUUAUUUUCAUGUCAACCUUGCUGUUUGUUGAAAGCAAAGAGCGCUUUAUGAGAAUGUGACAUUGUUUUUAAAAUUGUCGUGAUGUCGCAUUUUGCAUUUCUUAAAUAAAAGUGGUCUUCUAGAGGCCAAACAGUGAAAAGAAAUAAAAACACUGGAUUGUUCUCAUCCACAAACAUCUGUGAA